CCCACACCAAAGUCCAAACCCUCAAAACCCUAAAGCCCCCUCAAUUUUCCGAAACCCUCCGUCACCGCCGGAACGAUGGCGGAGCUCAAACUGUCCGAGAGCCGCGACCUUACGCGCAUUGAGCGCGUGGGCGCGCACUCCCACAUUCGCGGCCUCGGCCUUGACUCCUCGUUAGAGCCACGCGCUGUUUCUGAGGGCAUGGUUGGCCAAGUCGCCGCCCGGAAGGCUGCCGGUGUCAUCCUCCAGAUGAUCAAAGAUGGAAAAAUCGCCGGCCGAGCCGUCCUCAUUGCCGGUCAGCCUGGUACCGGCAAAACCGCCAUCGCCAUGGGGAUGGCGAAGUCCCUCGGCCUCGAAACGCCGUUCGCCAUGAUCGCCGGCAGCGAACUCUUUUCCCUAGAGAUGUCAAAGACCGAAGCACUCACUCAGGCCUUUCGCAAGGCCAUCGGCGUUCGCAUCAAGGAAGAGACGGAGGUCAUCGAAGGCGAGGUCGUCGAAGUCCAGAUCGACCGUCCGGCGGUUACCGGCGCCGCCGCGAAGACCGGAAAACUGACGCUGAAGACGACGGAAAUGGAGACGGUGUACGACCUCGGCGCGAAGAUGAUCGAAGCAUUAGGGAAAGAGAAGGUGAGUAGCGGCGACGUUAUCGCUAUCGAUAAGGCCUCCGGGAAGAUCACGAAGCUCGGAAGGUCGUUUUCGCGGUCUAGGGAUUUCGACGCCAUGGGACCGCAGGUGAAGUUCGUGCAGUGCCCCGACGGAGAGUUGCAGAAAAGGAAGGAGGUUGUGCAUUGCGUUACUCUUCAUGAGAUUGAUGUUAUUAAUAGCAGGACACAGGGAUUUCUUGCUCUUUUCACUGGUGAUACAGGUGAAAUUCGUGCAGAAGUUAGGGAACAAAUAGACACAAAAGUAGCAGAGUGGAGAGAAGAAGGAAAGGCAGAGAUUGUGCCUGGUGUCCUUUUCAUUGACGAGGUGCACAUGCUUGACAUAGAGUGCUUUUCGUUCCUUAAUCGGGCUCUGGAGAAUGAGAUGGCUCCCAUAUUAGUCGUUGCUACCAAUAGAGGCAUCACAACUAUUAGAGGCACAAAUUACAAAUCACCACAUGGGAUUCCCAUUGAUCUGCUUGAUCGCCUACUCAUCAUAUCUACUCAACCUUAUGCAGAAGAUGAAAUUUGCCAAAUUCUGGAUAUCAGAUGCCAAGAGGAAGAUGUAGAAAUGAGCGAAGGUGGAAAGCAUUUGUUAACCAAAAUAGGUGUAGAAACAUCCUUAAGAUAUGCUAUUCAUCUGAUCACAGCAGCUGCAUUGGCAUGCCAAAAGCGAAAGGGAAAGACAGUUGAGUUGGAUGAUAUUAAUCGGGUUUACAAUCUAUUUUUGGAUGUCAAAAGAUCCACACAGUACUUGAUGGAGUAUCAAAGUCAGUACAUGUUCAAUGAAACAGGAGAAGUUGAUGAAGAUGAUGCCAAUGCUAUGGCCUCCUGAAAUUUGGAAACUUCAGUACGAGAGUUUGUAAUUGUCUGGUUAGUCUUAGUUUGUGUAAGUAGCAGCAAUUUAUUUCAUGUUCUGGUGGGUCAAUGGUCUUCAAUUGUGUUUGAUAUAAAUCAACAGAAAUUUUCCGUGGUUGAACUGCAAUAUCAAUGCUAUGCAAGAGGCUGCAGUGUAUUUCUGUUACUACUGAACCUUUCCCCUUUGUUUUUGCUGUAUCAAGCAUGCACUACCAUAUCAAGCUCUUGUCCCUGCACCUAGUAAUUGGAUAGCAGUUUAAACAGAUUGUCAGACAUGGCUUGUUAUAUAUAGGCUGUCAAAUUAUUUGCCUAGAAAACCCUAGUGGAAGGUUCAAGGUUGUAUGAUUUAUAUUAGAAAUAUUCCUUAAGAUGUCUUUACAUGUCUUAAAUGAUAACUUAUUUAGCUAUAGAAAACUCCGCUUUUCCCCUCUUCCCCGUACCCUGAAAUUUUUGGGAAGGAUCCUUCUAAGUGUAUGGUAGUUGGAUGUGUCUGUGAUAUGUAGCAAGUGAAACGUAGCUUUGUGCUUUACUGAGAUAAUAGAGAGAGCGUAUAAUUUGGU
This is a messenger RNA of Abrus precatorius (Indian licorice), 2056 nucleotides long. RefSeq names its product ruvB-like 2. Gene Ontology annotation, biological process: chromatin remodeling; regulation of transcription by RNA polymerase II; box C/D snoRNP assembly. Gene Ontology annotation, cellular component: Ino80 complex; NuA4 histone acetyltransferase complex; R2TP complex. Gene Ontology annotation, molecular function: DNA helicase activity; ATP hydrolysis activity; ATP binding. NCBI's taxonomy places the organism in Eukaryota, Viridiplantae, Streptophyta, Magnoliopsida, Fabales, Fabaceae. The transcript is spliced from 2 exons. The record is from RefSeq and is a predicted model, not a curated record. Bases 76 to 1473 code for a protein of 465 amino acids.